This is a messenger RNA of Bombus impatiens (common eastern bumble bee), 5544 nucleotides long. It is a transcript of the gene Trc8, whose product is annotated as protein TRC8 homolog. The coding region runs from base 2282 to 4264 and encodes 660 amino acids. Gene Ontology annotation, biological process: ERAD pathway. The transcript has 5 exons. NCBI's taxonomy places the organism in Eukaryota, Metazoa, Arthropoda, Insecta, Hymenoptera, Apidae. Gene Ontology annotation, molecular function: ubiquitin protein ligase activity. The record is from RefSeq and is a predicted model, not a curated record. Gene Ontology annotation, cellular component: endoplasmic reticulum; endomembrane system.
CAAUGAGAUUUAUCGUAAGUGAUUAGAACGGUGUCGUAGUAAAGAAGAGACGAAGAAGACGCGGAUUUAUAAGAAGAGAUCACAAAUGAAAAAAGACAUUUUGUUUUAGAAUGUAGCAUUACGGUAGUAUAUGCAAGCGCAUUAAGAUUCGACUAAUUCAAAGAAAUGAAUGAACAUUGCGCCGAGAUAUAGAUAAGUUACAUGGUAGCUAGUUUUGAACGGAUGACAGUAUGAAUAUUCUGUACUCUGCACGUAUGUGUCGUUGCAUGCCUGUAUAGAGACAGAGGGAGAUCAAAGAUAUAAUCAUUUAUUUAUCUUAUUUCGGGAAGAAAUGAUAUAUGCAUUUAAACAUCGAAUAUAUCAGGUGUGUACAUGAGAAAAUACAAAACUAAAAAUUUUAUUCUUAGUGUUAUGGUAUAAAUUUUUAAAAUUUCUUUUAAGUCUAGUAUUUUCUCGCGAUGUUCUUAUUGUAUUCUUUUUUCUUUUUUCUUUUUCAGGAAGGAUGAGUUUUACAUGGUGAGACAGUAUAUAAUGCCUGAGAGAAAUAUAUUCGAUGUUGCUAGAAAUGUAUUCCCAUUAUUUUCAUCCGAGAUCAGUAUGCUUCCAGAAUCAAUUGAAAUUUGAUUUUAAUCUCUUCAUUCCUGCUCCUCCCCUUCUUUCAUUAUCAUUGAAGCAUCAUUAAAGUUAGUAUCUUCUAUUCUUGCGAGCGAAUGAUAAAGAGUACAUGAUACUAUUAACAAUAAAAUUAUGAAUUUGCAUAAUAAAAUUAUCAAUAUUGAAUCUACAAUUAUAAAAAUAUAUAUAUAUAUAUACUUUUUUUUCUAAUGCAUGUAACUUGUAUAUUAAGUCGCUGUCGUUUCCAUCAAGUUUCCUAAAUCAUAUCGUUUUUUAUUGAACUUUAUAACGUCCGUAUCUUGUUUCUAUUUUUGAAGAAGUCAAAGAUAAUGAAUGUUAAUAAAAUUUAUUUUUGCAUUGCAUGCUGUAUGAAUUUAAAAAAAGUAAUACAGUUAAAGAUGCCGUUAGCGAUAUUUUUGUCGUAUAUGGAGAACAUGUUUUAAUCUAGGUUUCCAAACUUCAAAAUGAAGUUUUUGAUCUUUCCGAUAAAUCAAGAUUCGAUUGAGUACUAACGUUUGAUAUCGAAGGAUUAAAAGUUCUACUUGGAACAAAAUUUUGUUUAACAGUUGAAGAAAUAGCAGAAAGACUAAGCAGUAGCAAUAACAUAGCGCUGUGCAUAGACAUUUAAGUGCCAAAGAGCGACGCAAUUUAUGGGAUAUAUAGCACGUGAUUUGGUAGAUUAACUUUUGAAUGAACGCUAUAGUCUUGCACGUAUCGUUUACUUUACUUCGUAGCUUAUCUUGGGAAUAAUAUAAUAUUACGCGUAAUAAUGAAUUUGAAAUGAUUAUAAUCUUCUAAGAAAUGUUAUGACUUCAUUUUAUAAAUCUUUCAAUGAUUAUACUUUUUAUUAUUUUAAGGUGUUGACAGUAUAACAUAUAUCUGUAUGAUGAUGUGUCUUUAAUUACUGAAGCCAAACAUUCGCGAUACGUAUAUUUAAUGACACACGAUAAUAAUAAAUUUAUAACGUAUUUUCAGACCACGUUAAAGGUAAACAUACAUACAGUAUAUACAUACGUAUAUAGAAAAAGCAAUAUAGCGCCAUCUGAUCAAAUCGUUCAAAUUCUUUGUGCAUGUUUCUCUGUAACCUUUAAAGUAUAUGCGACAGCGUUUUAUGUUGAGGAAAAUUACGCGUAUUUUAAAAACGUAGUUUAGCUUAAAUCCCGUCGCUGUCGGAUUUACGUAUUUUGGUUGUUGUCGACGCGGGUGAGCAGCAAAAAUUAAGGAUUACGGGUAGAAGUGAGUAGGAAGAAAAACAUCUUUGACAGAAAUUCGAAAACCGAAAAUUUGCGUAUGUUUGCCUGCUGUUACGAUAUUCUCGCACGAUGGAUCGAGUUCGAUACAUUGAUUCUAUAAAAGUUUGAAUUUCUGCUACAUCUUCGGUAUCUAAAUCAUUCCUUCGUUAUUUUCCUUCGUUGAUUACUGGCAAAUUAUAAUUCACAAUACUUGAACUAUCUCGGCUUCGUCGAUUUUUGAUGACAAAAAUUAUUCCAGUUAUUCGCUAAGACAAGUGUGUUUCGAGAAUAUGAUAACCACAAACUUUACAAUUCUGGAGGUAUUGAGCCAACUAAAUUAAAUAGAAUUGCAUUGGGAAAAUUGGUUUUGCACAUCCUAAGAACAAAAUAUCAUCUUUGAAAUCUGUAUUACAAAAGCAAAAACUUGAGAAACAAUGGAUACAUCUAUACGAGAGAAGUUGCACACCUUUGUGGAUGCUAUAAUUAGAGUUCCACCUUUAUUUAUCAUAGAUGAACUACUUAGAAUUGGACUUGGAUUAUCUAGCAACAAUGUUGUGCUACAUAGUAGUGAAAAUGGUUUUAAAAUAUCAAAAGUAUCAGACAGCAUUGUGGAUUCGAUAAUACCUAUUUCGUUUAUAGAUUCAUUUGGUUUUGAAUACUUUGCUUACAAAAUGCACUUAAUAAUUGCACUAAAAUUUCUAUGCUGCUGUUUAGGAUAUAUUACUGCAAUAUGUAUAUUUAUGUUAUGGACAAAACAUCUUAUCAUUGUAUACUUAUAUUUAAUAUCAGUAGGAGCAAUAUUUAUAUCCUAUUGGUCAAAUAUUAGUACAAUGAAAGCUAUCAUUACAUAUGUGAGCACACAUGAAUCAACAACUAGCAUACUUGAUGAUAUUUUGUAUCUUAACUUGAAAUACGUUUUAAAUGAAGGACCAGGCUUCCUGAUAAUCCAGAAUUAUGUAUUACAAUGCUUAUUAGCUAGUAUUUUUUGUUAUAUUCAUCUUGCACCAAAACACCCAGCUCUGCAAAAAUUUCUUGUACUGAGUUUUAUGGCACCGUCGAUUUUGGGCAUUUGUCCGCUCCCGACGCAAGUGCUCCAUCAUCUACCAGUGUUCGCAACACUUCUUCCGUUAGCUGUAUGUAAAUUUGUCAUUUGGUUUAACGGCGUCACCAUGAUGAACACAAUUUAUAUGGGUUAUCAAUAUGCGCGUAAUUUCAUAAGCAACUAUGGACUGUCCGCGCUCGUCGAAACCGAAUGGAUUCGAUUGAACAUUCCGUGUGUGCUACGCAUGUUUUGGAUGUUACGCGUUGGAGGACAAAUGUUUCAAAUCCUUGGAAAUCAUUAUGGCGAAGAGACGUUCACCUACUACAUAAUGCUUAGAAGUUUAUUAGUCAAUGGCUGCGAGACUUUGACGGCAGUCUUAGGAAUGACUAGCAUAAUUUCGUUUAUUUGUGAUUACAUCGGUUGUUUCUUUCAAUGGGUGCUACUUACGGAAGACGAAGAGGAGAAGAGUAUCGGUACCGUAUCCGCGAUUUUAUUUUACGUGCUGGCCCUGCAAACUGGACUGACGAGUUUGGACAGAGAGAAACGUUUGGUCAGACUGUGCCGUAAUUUUUGUUUAUUGUUUACGGCGGUUCUACAUUUCGUGCACAACAUCGUCAAUCCGUUGUUGAUGUCGCUCAGCGCCUCGCAUAAUCCAGCGCUUCAUCGACACAUCCGCGCUCUGGCAGUUUGUGUAUUUUUAAUACUGUUUCCAGUAUCAUUGCUGGUAUUCCUUUGGUCGCACUAUACCGUAAGCACUUGGUUACUGGCAGUAUCGGUGUUUAGUAUCGAAGUAAUAGUAAAAGUGUUGGUUUCACUUGCGAUCUAUUCCCUCUUCCUGAUCGAUGCUUACCGUAGCGUGUUCUGGGAGCAACUCGACGACUGCGUAUAUAUAAUACGAUCUUUCGGUAACACCAUCGAAUUCGCAUUCGGUAUUGUCCUAUUCUUCAACGGCUUUUGGAUUUUGGUGUUUGAAUCUGGUGGAGCAAUUCGUGCCGUCAUGAUAUGCAUUCACGCCUACUUUAAUAUAUGGUGUGAGGCAAAAGCCGGAUGGAGUGUGUUCAUGAAGCGUCGAUCAGCUGUUAAUAAGAUUAAUUCCCUUCCGGAAGCAAAGGCGGAACAACUUCGAGUGUUAGAUGAUGUGUGUGCUAUUUGCUAUCAGGAAAUGCAAAGUGCCAAGAUCACGCGCUGCAAUCACUACUUCCACAGUGUCUGUUUACGAAAGUGGCUGUACGUCCAGGACCGCUGUCCACUUUGCCACGAUGUAUUGUACAAAAUCGAGAACUCGCAGAACGAUAAAGAUAACGAGGUAAUCGCUGGUGAUGAAGAGGCGGAAGCGAACGCUGAAGACGUCUUCGAAGUAAAUGAAGACAGGUGAAAAGACGCAUAGCUCUAACGUAUGCUGAUAAACUGUUAUGAAUCUCAAAUUUAAAAUCGUAAGAUAUCGAUCUCUGAAAAAUCUUGCCUAAAAAAAUUUCGUUUCUUGAAAGUCGCUCAAAUUGCAAAACUCUCGUACGAGGUACUUUAAACGUUUCUCGACAAAGAUACAAUUUGUCGGAGAUAAUAAAAAAUUUUACCGCGAAAAGAGCUCUAAACUAUAUUAUUUUGCGAGCUCUGAUUCGUUAUCAUUUACGUUUAGCUUAUAAAGAUAUUUCUUACGGUCCCAAACCCUGCUAAUUUAGAAUGACGAAUAUUCGCGCGUAGGCAACUUGCUUUUAUACUUUUUUUAGCAUAAGCUAUGUUCAAGCUUCCGUACACUUGUUCUGCUUACUCUUCCAUUUUAUAAGAUUCUACUACUUUACGACGACCAUCGACAGAUUCCGUUGAUUCAAAUUAAAAAGCUCGUAUCGCUUGUCCAUUAGAAUAAACGUUCCUAGGUACGAUCCAACCGAAUUACCAUGUAUUUUAUUCAGUAUGCAAAAUACUUUACUUCACGGCUCUGUUGUCGAAUGAGAGAUGAUAACACGAUCGUCGAAAAAUCCUUGUAGAUAUACAUAUAUAUAUAUAUAUAUAUAUAUACACAUAUGUAUAUUUACACGUAUGUAUACAUGUAUUGAUAUAUAUUGACAAAUACGUAGAUAUAUACAUAUGUGUAUAGAAUAAAUAUAUAUGUAUUUAUAUCUACAGUGAAAUAUAUAUAUAUAUACAUAUAUAUAUAAGUACGCGAGAUUCCAGAUAUAAGUUAAACGUACAAGAAUCGCUACUCAACCCAUUUCUUAUGGUUUCAAGAUGAUGGGAUUACGAGAUUAACGAUUCUUAACAUUUUUCGAAGUCGAUAGAGGAAAACAAUACAACUCUAUUCUUUGUAGAACCGUAUUAAUCGGAGAAAUUAGUUUCGGUAUGAAAUUUACAUGUAACAGUUAUAUAUAAUAUGUGAUUUUCUAUUUUAAACGCGCGCAUUUUACUUCUUCCGAAAAAGAAUAAUCACUUUGGUGAAGGAAGCAGGGAGUCUUUUUUUCUUUCCAUUUUAAUUAUUUUCUCUGUCGUUUCGAUUGAAAUUCACAAGCCUCUGUGAUAGUAAGAUAACGGCGAAAGAAAUUAUAAGUUUUUUAAUUUAUUGCAACAAAGCAUUAUUUACUUCCUAUACGAUUUAAUAAUGAACAUAUGAAGUUUUGUUUGUAAGAUCAGAAUAUGUCUAAUAAAUGUUAUAUUUUUAAA